Pelagomonas calceolata is the source of this 1275-nucleotide messenger RNA. The record is from the annotation of a GenBank genome assembly. NCBI's taxonomy places the organism in Eukaryota, Pelagophyceae, Pelagomonadales, Pelagomonadaceae.
GACCACUUGUUUUGCAUGCCAUUACGAGCGCCGUCACCCGCACAGCUCAAAUCUAAGGCAGCCCGCGAGCCGCUCGCGUCGUAGAGAGGCAGCAUGGCCGCCGCGGAGCUCGAGGAGGUCGACCUCGACGCCGCCGAGGCGGCCUGGGAGGAGGCCGAGCGUUUAACAUUGGAGGCGGCCGAGGCGGAGGCCGAGGCGGAGGCUAGGGAGCUGAAACUGCGGGCGGAGCUCGAGGCGGAGCUGGCCCGCGCGUUACUGGUCGCCGAGGAGGCGCGGCAGCGCGCGCGCCGGGCGGAGCACGUCGCGGCCAAAUUGAGACGCCGCGCCGCGCGCGCGUGGCAGCCCGACGAGGGUAAGAAACGCGAUGAAGUCGUGGCGCUGUCGAAGGCCGCCGACCGCAAGGCCACGCGUUUGGUGAAAAGGGAGGCGGACGCGCGGCGCGCGGCCGAGGCCGCGGAAGAGGCGCUGAGAAAUUGCCCGCCCCCGCUGAGUGCGCGGCAAAAGGCGAUCAUCAACAUGGAGCGGAACUGGAAGGAGGCUUUGAAGCGAAUAAAGGCGAGCGCGCGGCGCCGCAAGCGGGACAAGGCGAAAAGCCAGGCGCGGAGCAAGGAAAAACACGAGGCGUGGGUGGCGCGCUGCGAGCGAUUUAAAGAAAAAAGCCGGCGCCUUCAUUUGGGAGACGUCGUCGGGCGCCACGAGCGCAUCAAAAAGGCGGAGCAAGAAAGGGCGGCGGACGAGCGGCGGACCGGCCUCCGCGUCCGCGCGGCGACGGCCGAGCUCGUCGCUAGAGCUGCGAUGGACGCGUCCGUCAAGGCGAUGCAAUCCAUGGAGCGGGCCGUCGCCGCCAUUCAUGCCGCGGACCGGAGCAAGGACCGCGCGGACCGGCGGCGCGACCGCCGCGAGGCGGCUUCCGCGGCGGCUUCAGCGUUGCGCGCGAAUGUACAAAGGCAGCGCGCGGCGAAGAAGGCGGCGGUCCCCUUAUCAAAGAGCAAGCCGCUGCGCGUCCAGAUUUGUUAUUUGAGCGAGCCGCGAGCGGCCAUCGACGCGACCGUCCCGGCGGCGUGGGCGGACGCGCCGGUCCGGCGGUUGUUGAUGGGUUUCCGGAAGGGCUACGCGGCGCAGACGCAAUGCGCGCUCCCGGACGGCGCGGAGCUCUUCACGCUGAAGGGGGGCGUCUCGCUCGCGGGCGAGACCGUGCGCGAGGCCGUCGCGCUCGCGGACGGGAUGAUCGAAGUUCGAAGUGCGUGAGCCAUGUUGUAUUUAACUACACUAAGU